Cyclospora cayetanensis is the source of this 1143-nucleotide messenger RNA. RefSeq names its product alanine dehydrogenase. The coding region runs from base 1 to 1143 and encodes 380 amino acids. NCBI's taxonomy places the organism in Eukaryota, Apicomplexa, Conoidasida, Eucoccidiorida, Eimeriidae. Gene Ontology annotation, biological process: L-alanine catabolic process. The record is from RefSeq and is a predicted model, not a curated record. Gene Ontology annotation, molecular function: L-alanine dehydrogenase (NAD+) activity. The transcript is spliced from 3 exons. Gene Ontology annotation, cellular component: plasma membrane.
AUGAUUGUCGGGUGCCCCAAAGAGGCAAAGCCCCAAGAAGGGAGGGUAGGCCUACUACCAUGGGGAGUAGCUGAGCUCGUGCGUAAUGGGCACACGGUGUUAAUCCAAAAGGGAGCUGGCCUAGCCGCAGGAGCAGCGGAUGCGCAAUAUGUGCAAGCAGGGGCGGAAAUCGUGGACUCGCCGAGGGAAAUCUUUGGUAGAGCUGAUAUGAUAGUCAAGGUGAAGGAACCGAUGCCUGAAGAGUUCAUCUACUUUCGCAGUGGGCAAAUAGUGUUUACAUACUUUCAUUUCGCGGCUAGCAGGCAACUAACUGAGGCAAUGAUCCAGACUCAAGCUGUCUGCAUUGCUUACGAAACAGUAGAGGAAGCGGGCUCAGUCCUGGCCCUGCUGGAGCCUAUGUCAGAGGUGGCUGGGCGAAUGGCUAUACAAGAGGGUAUGCACUACCUUUCAUCCAGCACCGGUGGGAAAGGUGUGUUGCUUGGCGGGGUUCCCGGGGUGCCGCAUGGAAAGGUUUUAAUCAUAGGAGGAGGUGUUGUUGGACUGAAUGCAGCAAAAGCUGCAGCAGGUUUUGGAGCUAAUGUUGUUAUCAUGGACAAGAGCCUUCCCAGACUCAGAUACCUUGACGAUAUCCUGCCGCGGAACUGCACAACCCGUUAUUCGUGUGAGGAAGUACUGAAGGAGGAGCUACUGACUACUGACUUAGUGAUUGGUGCAGUACUGCUGCCUGGGUAUCGGACCCCCAAGAUCCUCCGCAAGGACCACUUAAACCUGAUGAAGCCAGGCACUGUCAUAGUGGACGUCGCAGUUGAUCACGGAGGCUGCUGCGAGACCAGCAGAAUGACAUAUCACGAAGCACCAAUCUACACGGUAAACAACAUCGUGCACUACGGGGUGGCGAACAUGCCUGGAGCUGUUCCUGUUACCUCUACCACCGCUCUGACAAAUGCAACGAUUCCUUAUAUCGUGCAACUUGCUAAUCUGGGAUGGAGGGAAGCAUGCGCAAAAAACAAGGCUUUAAGGAAGGGCAUUAAUAUCCUAGAAGGCAAGGUGAUUCAUAAAGGAAUUGGGGAGGCCUUUGAUCUUCCUGUUUUUGAAUUGCGAGAAUUACCCGAUGGGGGGCUCAAACCUGUUUUGUCCGCAUGA